Drosophila pseudoobscura is the source of this 3781-nucleotide messenger RNA. RefSeq lists its product as uncharacterized. The record is from RefSeq and is a predicted model, not a curated record. NCBI's taxonomy places the organism in Eukaryota, Metazoa, Arthropoda, Insecta, Diptera, Drosophilidae. The coding region runs from base 462 to 1241 and encodes 259 amino acids. The transcript has a single exon.
AUCAUCAGCAUAAAUGCGACGUCGGGCCUGGCAUGGCCUGGCCUGGUCGCAAGUGCAUUUUCCGCCUCCGUUCAGUUCUGUUUCAGUUUCGAGUCCGUGCAGUCGGAGCCCUGUCGAGCCAGAGAGCCGAGUGCAGUUUUGCCUUAGAUAAAAACUAGAAUCCGAAAUAGGGAAAAAUAUAUACAAAACCAAAUAGUGUAGCUCCAAAAGUUGUGUCUGCAUCUGCAUCUGCAUCUGUGUCCGUGUCCGCGUGUGUGCAUUUCCUUAGCCCAGUGCCAGUGCCCCCAUCGACAUCGCCAUCGCCGUCGCCGCAGCAUAGAUACCUACAUUUCGGUGGGUGGGAGCACAGAGUGGGAGACAGGAGACGGCAGGAGACGACUGGAGAGAGAGCGAGAGCUGGAAAAGUGAAAACGUGAAAAAGCAUUGCCACAGAACGUAGUCAGUAGACGGACAACGGAACCAUGUCGACCCUACCCUUCCUGCUGAGCGUCGCCGACGAGCUGGACAACAUCCACACGCAGUCCUACAUGGACGACUUUGGCCUGGGAUUCCAUCCGCAUCGCCAGUACUACCGCACGCCGACCAUCCAGCUCUCGCUGCCGGCCAGCGCGGACUGGACUGGACGCGGCGCCGGCUGGGACCAGGGCAGGCACAGUCGCUACAGGAGCUACAAGUUCUACGACGAGUCGCAAAACAACCUCGAGGAGGAGGAGCAGCACGAGGAGGAGUACCAGCAGCACCACCAGCACGAGCCCCACGAGCAGCACGAGCACCAGGAAUUGCCAGAGAGCGUACAGCUCCAUCCAGAGACCUCCUCUUCCGUCGUCUGCAAGGGCCAAGAGCAGGUGCCAGUCAGUCAGUCAGCUACUGCCAGAAAGGGCCUGGGCAUGGUCAUCUCCAAGUCCCACGAUGUGGGUGUGGGCGGCCUGGGGCUCAACCUGAAGGCCGGCGAGGAGGAGGACGACGAGAACAUCGAUCGGACCGUUCGCAUGUACAACCUGUCCAAGAAGUGCUGCAAGAACUACUACCGCCACGCCCUGGAGACCGGGCCAGGGGCCAGCGGGCGGAUCAAGUGCAGCAACCUGCGCUCGGAGAGCCACCACUCGAGCUCCAGCUCGGAGGAGAGCCUCCAGAAGAUGCCCUCGCCCAUAGAGUUCCUCACGUGCUUCUUGGUCAAAAAGUCCCGGACCCCCAAGUGCGGACACUCCUCCGGGCACUCUGGACAGCUGAAGAAAACAUAGAACACGGCCCCCCGGUUGCUGCCACCCCCGCUCUCGGCCAGAACCUCGACUCUGACAUCAUCAACCAGUAUGACCAUGGCCAGUAUGGCCACGGGUAGCGGCAGUGGCAGUGGCAUGGGCACGGGAACGGGAACCGGCACAGGCACGGCCACGACGACAACGAAGCGGCGUAGCCAGUGCUUUUGAAUGUGGGCCGGAGUCGGUGUCGUGUUUGGCCAGGCCUGGAGCUGGCUGCAGCGCUGCGGGGAGCUGCCCAGCUCGGAGCCCACAUCGCUGCCAGUCACGCGGCUGGGCAGGAUCGGCUACUAGGCGCACAACCAGCAACCGACAACCGACAACCGACUCGAGGCAAAGCUUAAGGGAACUUCAAGCGUACGAUGAGCACGGAAUUUUAAUUGGUUUUUAUAUGGAGUCGGGGCAUUCUGGGCACUGGACACUGGGCAUUGGGUACUGGGAGAAGGAAGGGAAGCAAGGGUUCCAUGGAAAGUAGGACUGAUAUAUGCAUUAUAUCUGGUAGCUGGAAGCUCUCUUCCCCCAGUGCUGAACCAGUCCUGGCCCCAACGAAAUAGCAAGCAAAUACAGGCCAAAAGUAAAUCGAAGCUUACAGCACUUGAAAUAUUUCCAAAACCUAUACGAGUAGGUACAAUAUAUAGUAUAUAUAUUAAAUAUAGGAGCUAAACUAUAAAACCAACACCGAUCAAUUUUUUGCAAACCAAGACAACACACACACAGAAUUUUUUAAACCCAGAUUUAUACGAGUACCAGGGAGAAACGAAACCGAAACCGAAACCAAAACCGAAACCAAAACCAAACAUACAAUUUGUUAAGCAAACAUUUUUAUACGGAUUUUUUGAUACCAAGCAAGAGAUAUAACUUAUAUACGGAUAUUACAAAAGAAAACAUUAACUUAGAACAGAGUUUAGGGCCAAGAGCUGGGAGACAGACAGUGGGGCUGAGCUUGAAGUUGAUUGGAAGGGAAACCCAUUUUGAUUACAGAUUACGGAUUACCGAAAGUGUUUGUCCUUCUUUGAAUACGAGUAUUCCCUGUGAAUAUUUAUGGUGCAUUUUUUUUUGGGUAGGUUUUAGUUCAGCUUCAAGUUUUCUACAAUUUUUAUACAAGCUGUUGGCUUUUGAAAGCAAAAAUAAAACAAAGCUGGUCUCGCGCACACACACAAAUACCAAUGCCAACACACAAACAAACACAGGAGGAGGAAAGUUAGUUUUAGUUUUUCCCAGUAUUUCCCAGAGUGAAAUGAAAAUGAAACACACACACACAGCGAAAAAGAGAAAUGUUGCAGCAAAGCUUGGAAAACUUUUCCACAAUGUCGGAGAGUGUUUGGGGCUAGAGCUAAAGGGAGAGCGAUAUGGGUAGGGGUAGGGGAAUGUGUUGGGGUAGGGGUAGGGAUCGGGGGAGGUUCUAUGGAAAGUGAAACAUGUUUUCAAUUUCCUUCAUUUUUUUUAUUUUUUUUUUGGAAGGGGGACUGUAAACAAGUCAAUGGCAAACUACUACUAAGGACAACACACACACACACAGACAGAGAGGACCUUGGUCCCAAUUUCAAAUUAGUGAAAAGAACAAAAAUACACCAAAAAAAAACACAGGAAAAAACUGAAAAACCCAAAAAGAAAAGGGAGAAGUUGCAAGUUUUUUAAGAGAAAUGUUGGGGGAGGGAAACUUUGUUAGGGCUUGAAGCUGGAACACAGAAUAUAUCAGAUAUACAUAUACAUAUAGUAUAUAUUUAUAGUUUUGUAGUCAGAUAUUCUCCAAACAAACAACAAAUAUUUGUGUGUUCUAAAUGUAUUCGAUAUGUUGCAAGAAAACAAAAUGUAUUUCAUUCAAAAUUGACGACUACGAGUAUUUACAACUAAUAUCAAAAAGAACAGAAACAUUUUAUAGAUAUAUGUAUAUUAACGCCACACUGUUUGCACUUUUCAGAGUUUACUAUAGAACCAACCAACAACCAACAACCAACAUAAUAUACGAUACAUAUUCGAAACGAUAGUAUCUAGACGAUCUACGUAUGUAUGUAUGUGUAUCGAUCGCCAGGCACUCUCAUAGCUUUACCACAGAAACACACAGAACAACUUCAUAUCUCUCAGAUAAACGUAGUACUUAAGAGCUCCCCAACAACACUGAAAACCGAAAACCCAAAAACCGAAAACCGAAAGCCGAACGCCGAAAAGUAUUCGACAAACAAAUGUUAAUGGAAAAUUAUUACUUAGCUGUAGUAGCGUUUUGCCAGUGGCUCUUGACACACUUUUAUCUAUGUAGAUGCAAAUACAUUUGAACAUUGUUAGAGCGCCACUGUUAGGCCAACUCCUGGCAUCAUCCAUCUAACCGAAUUACUAAUCCCCAAGUACUUAACGUAUAGAUGUUCCAUGGCAUAAUUGUACGUACCUCUCGCAACAGCAUAGCAUACAAUACUUUACCGACAAGGAAAUCACUCGACGCAUAUCAUUCCAAUACAAUAGAAUUCAGCUAAAUCGUAUUCAACUUGAGAUUCAAUAAAUAAAGUAUCUACAAAACGGAAAACGAAAAA